This is a messenger RNA of Adineta steineri, 1173 nucleotides long. The record is from the annotation of a GenBank genome assembly. Lineage: Eukaryota; Metazoa; Rotifera; Eurotatoria; Adinetida; Adinetidae.
AUGAAGAAUAGUCUUAAAUUGUCUCGUUAUAAUACACGAUACCAUCAUGAUUAUCAAGAUACUUUUUUUAAUGAUGAUGCAGAAAUAAAAUAUUCUUCAAUAUGUGCAGGUUGUAAUGGUCCUAUUUAUGAUCAAUAUUUAUUAAAAGUAGCACCAGAUCUUGAAUGGCAUAUUCAAUGUUUAAAAUGUUCAGAAUGUGGUCAAUAUUUAGAUGAAUCUGCGACAUGUUUUGUUCUUGAUGGAAAACCAUUUUGCAAAUAUGAUUAUAUAAGAUUGUUUGCAUCAAAAUGUACUAAAUGUCAUGAAUCAUUUUCUAAAAAUGAAUUAUUUAUUCGUACAGCAUGUUACCGUCGUUAUCAUCCAGAUUGUUUUCGUUGUGAUCAUUGUGAUCGUUUACUGGCAUCAGGCGAUGAAUAUUAUUUACAUGAACAAAAUCAAAUUUUAUGUCGACAAGAUUUUCAUCAAUUAAAUUUAUCUAAUCAGUCAAUAGGAACAUCAACAGCAGCAACAAAUAAUAAUAGUAUACCACCAUUACGGCCACCUCCAACAUCUUCAUCAUCAUCAACAACAUCAAGUUCAUCAAAUCAACCAUUAGGAUCAAUAAUUUCUUCUACAUCGAAUUUAAAAUCAACGAAUAAUAAUAUACGAAAAGAUAAAACAACACGAAUGCGAACUGUUUUAAAUGAGAAACAAUUAUUAACAUUACGUACAUGUUAUGGAGCAAAUCCUCGACCGGAUGCAAUUAUGAAAGAACAACUUGUUGACAUGACACAACUAUCACCACGUGUAAUACGUGUUUGGUUUCAAAAUAAACGUUGUAAAGAUAAAAAACGAAGUAUUUUAGCUAAACAAACACAAGAACAACAAAAAGUUUUAACAAGUCUUAAUCAUAGUUUACCAUUAAUUGCAAGAUCACCCGUACCUAAUGAUAUAAAUAUUGGUUUACAAUCACCAUCAUUAAUUCAAGUUCAAUAUCAUUCAGGUGGACCAUGGAAAACAAUUAAUUCAUAUUCGAAUGGACAUCAUUUACAAGUUCAACAACAAAAUUUUCAUGAUAUAACUGGUUUUGCAUCUGAAGAUGAUAGUACAUGUUUUGAUACAUCACAAUUUAGUGAAGAACGUAGUGACACUAGUUGUGAUGGAAGUGGAGCUAGUCAACUGACACUAUUGUAA